AACCAAACGAGGCCCGGCUUGAGGAGGAAAAGGAGAAAGUAUGUGAAGGAUUAUGAAAACAUUUUGUGGACGGUAGCAGCAGUGAGGAGGUGGGGGUCCCUGAUAUCGAUCAGAGAAUGGAUUCAAUCAGGGCAUUCUGACUUGGGAUAUUUGAGACUCUGCUUUUACAGAAAUCUAUCUGUGGCAAAUGUAGCCUUCCUCCACGUCUGAAUGAGAUAUGUCUUCUCUGCUACACUUUUGGCCAGCUGCAUAAGCUAUAAAGGAUCAAUCAGCUUUAAACUACUGUAAUUUAUAUCAGGGGCUGGGACAUAUCUCCCAUUAUCCCUGGCACCGGUCAAACCUCACACGUCCUUUUCUUUCUCAUCUUUUCUACCUUCCCUCUGAAUGAUGCUGCAGCAGUGAAAGAGACGCAAACCGAGUCUGGGAAAUACUUUAUUGUAGGCCUUACAGAGUGGAAACUGGGCCGGUUCUAACUCCCAGUACGGACCUGGCCGCAUGACAAACAAGUACAUGGGAGUAGCCUGCAGGGCCCGGCUUUAGAUCACGACCAGUCCUCCGCACCUCUCCGUACAGCCGCUUGGGAUGUGCGUUACGGCAUUACGCACGGAGCAGGAGCGACCGCUAUCUUGAUCUGCCUUAUAUCAGGAAUAGAAUUUCACCUCGGGAAGGAUGAGCAGCAAGGAGCUGACGGUGGGCCAGUCCAGCCAGUAUGUGGGGCCUUACCGGCUGGAGAAGACCCUCGGGAAGGGACAGACAGGACUGGUGAAGUUGGGUGUCCACUGUAUCACAGGACAGAAGGUGGCCAUAAAGAUUGUCAACAGAGAGAAACUCUCCGAAUCAGUUCUAAUGAAGGUGGAGAGAGAAAUAGCUAUUCUUAAACUAAUAGAGCACCCUCACGUUCUGAAGCUGCAUGAUGUCUAUGAGAAUAACAAAUACCUGUAUCUAGUUUUAGAGCAUGUGUCCGGCGGAGAGUUAUUUGACUACCUGGUGAAGAAGGGCAGGCUGACCCCCAAAGAGGCCAGGAAGUUCUUCAGACAAAUCAUCUCCGCCCUUGACUUCUGCCACAGUCACUCCAUAUGUCACAGAGACCUGAAGCCAGAGAAUCUUCUCCUGGAUGAGAAGAAUAACAUCAGGAUAGCAGACUUUGGCAUGGCCUCGCUACAAGUCGGGGACAGUCUGUUGGAAACCAGUUGUGGGUCCCCACAUUAUGCCUGCCCAGAGGUCAUAAGGGGGGAGAAGUACGAUGGUCGCAGAGCAGAUGUUUGGAGUUGUGGAGUCAUCCUCUUUGCUCUUCUUGUGGGUGCCUUGCCCUUUGACCAUGAUAACCUGCGGCAGCUUUUAGAGAAAGUGAAGAGCGGAGUAUUCCACAUGCCCCACUUUAUACCUCCUGACUGUCAAGCUUUGCUUAAAGGAAUGAUAGAAGUCAACCCUGACAAGAGACUCACGCUAGAAGCAAUACAGAAACACCCCUGGUACCAGGGUGGUCGUAAUGAGCCUUGCCCAGAGCAGCCGCCCCCCCGCCGUGUGUGUGUGAAGAGGAUCUUGUCCUUAACAGACCUGGACCCUGAUGUCCUGGAAAGCAUGUACUCCUUAGGGUGCUUCAGAGACCGGGUCAAACUCACGCAGGACCUUACAAGUGAGGAGGAGAACCAGGAGAAGAUGAUCUACUACCUCCUGUUGGACAGGAAGGAGCGAUACCCCAGCUGUGAAGAUGAGGAUCUGCCAGCCAGAAAUGACCUCGACCCACCCAGGAAGCGUGUGGACUCCCCCAUGCUGACGCGUCAUGGCCGCUGUCGUCCAGAGAGGAAGAGUCUGGAGGUCCUCAGUGUCACAGAUCAGGGGUCUCCCACCCCACCUCGCAGGGCCCUGGACACUAAUGCGCACAGCCAGAGGUCUCGUUCUGUCAGUGGAGCCUCCACAGGUCUGUCCUCCAGUCCUCUCAGCAGUCCCAGGAGCCCGGUCUUCACUUUCAGCCAAUCAGAAGUCACUGCUUCUGCCAAAGACCCCAAACCAGGAAAUGCCACCACCUGUCGGCCUACCCGCCCAGCACCUGACCCAAAAACACAGACCCUGCCCUCAAAGGGCCACACUGACCGGCCCCAUCUCCACUCCAUGAAGUCCCUCCCGCUCCAGACUCCACGCUCCCCUUCCCCAUCCCCCUCUCCACUCCUCUCCCCCAUCCCACGCUUCUUCAACUUCCCUUCUCCAUCUGUGUUCAAGUCCAAGAACGUCCACUCGUCCUCUAACUCCUCUGCCACCCCUCCUCCUGUGUCGCAGGUCACGCCUCAGGGCUCACCGCUGCCCACCCCGCUGGGCACGCCUGUGCACCAAAUCCAACACCCUUCCUCCACCACCCCUCCUUCCUCUUCCUCCUCGUCUUCUUCUUCCAGAGCGGACGGAGCUGGCGGGGCCUCGCUGUCGCUGACACCUCCCUCCAGCCCGGGCGGAAGUGGCAGUCUGGCUGCCUCGAGCUCCGCCCACUGGAGAACAAGACUCAACUCAUUCAAAAACAACCUUCUGGGCUCGCCACGCUUCCAUCGGCGCAAACUACAAGUCCCCACAUCAGAGGACAUGUCCAGUUUGACUCCAGAGUCCAGUCCAGAACUGGCUAAGAAGUCGUGGUUCGGUAACUUCAUCAGCCUGGAGAAAGAAGAGCAGAUCUUUGUUAUGAUCCGAGACAAGCCACUCAGCUCCAUCAAGGCUGACAUCGUCCAUGCCUUCCUCUCAAUCCCAUCCCUCAGCCACAGUGUGGUGUCUCAGAACAGUUUCCGGGCAGAGUACAAGUCCUCCGGCGGCCCCUCUGUCUUCCAGAAGCCUGUCAAGUUCCAAGUGGACAUCGCUUUCUCCGAGGGAGAGAGGGAGCGAGAGAGGGAUCGAGCGGAGAGGGAAGGAAAACGAGAGAUGGGCAUCUACAGCGUCACCUUCACUCUAAUAACAGGUCCCAGUCGCAGAUUCAAGAGGGUGGUGGAAACAAUUCAGGCUCAGCUCCUGAGUACUCAUGAUCAGCCUUCUGUGCAGGCACUGGCUGGCCCCUCAGAUGAGAAGAACGGUCAGCUUUCCCGCCAGCCCAGCACUCCUUCGCGUCAGAACUCCCGACGUUCGGAAAGCGGAUCGGAGCGGGAGCGGGGAGAGAAGGAGCGUGCGGCAGACGGGGGGAGCGGAAGCGGGAGCAGCAGCGGGACCGCCUUACAAAGGCGAGGGUCGGGGAAAGACAAGACCAGACUCCUCUCGUCGUCCAACGGGACGCAGUCUCAUCCCUAAAAAGAAUGUUGUGGAAGAGAGGCGAGGGUCAUCCGCCGGGCCUUUUUCUCUUCCUUCCCUCAAUCCUUCCCACAUUCUUUCCUUCCCUAUUUCCUUACUUCCUGCCUUGCUUCAUACCAUUAUUCCAAAGCAAUGGGAUGGAUGAGGGGGAAGUUUUUCCUUGAAGCUGAUCUAGUGAUAUUCGGAGUAAUCCCCACAAAUGGCUGUUUUUAGCAGAAAUGUAUACAUGUGGGGGUGGCGGAGGCAGGUUGUGCUGAUCUUUAAUCAGCCUUCAAGGGCAGCUUCGCCCCGGAGGGACGAGCCCUAAGACGGGAUGUCCAAAAAGUCCCAUUUUACCAGAGAAAUACAGGAAAGGUUCACAGCCAGGGAAACUCUACUUCACCCACUCUGAUGAAUCAAGAAAGCACAUGAUCUCCCACCGACUAAUCACAUGCAACACGUGGUUCAAAUCCAACAGGAAACCUCCAUCAAUGAGUCAAGUCUUUUUUUUUAUAUAGUUUUCUGACCAGCCAGCUGUCACCUGGAUCAUCAAGUCUCCUCAACACCACCUGACCUAACAUGUGGAGUCACAUGACAGGAAACCCGCUCUUCUCCUCACUUUCUUAUUGAAGACAAACGUGUGUUCUCAAGCAAAGCAACAAAAUGAGGAUGUCUGUUGAGAAAGAAUUACAGGAAUAGACUUGAUUGUUAAAGUGGAUUUUAUCAAUAGAUAAUUUGUUAACUUAAUGGUGUACUUUAACAAUCAAGGAGUCUGAGAGCAGAGAAAGAAAUGACGGAGAAUGGAUCUGACGUGGGCUACGUAAUGUAGCCCUUCAGCUAGCUGAAUAUUGAAAUAAGACAGACAACACAACUUUUCUUUGAGUGUUUGAGAAGCAUACAUUCCCACAAUUAUUUCUGAAUUACACUGAUAAAGCUAUGAUACCGUGUUGCCUUUAAUGGAGGAGAAAAAGUGGAUAGCUAGUUAGAUUUAGAGGACACUAGUCAUACCACAGUUAGAAUGUCUCACAAGUGAAAACUCCCACUGGAGGAGAGCGAGAUGAAUAGAUAGAGGGAGACUAAACAGAGGAUAGCUAGCAACAGGUAUCCAUUUGGUAGCAAAGGAAGGAAAAACUAGCAGCAAAAAGCAAACUUAGCGAUGGCAGUGAAAGCCAGUUCUGUUAGGUGAGUCUUUAUCAAUGCAACAUUCAUAUGCCACAUGUACAUUGCUUUUCUUCUCCUGUACAUUCUGGCUUUUAAGCAAUCUCAAGUGCAACUCCACUGUAAAAGAUAUGGGACAAAGUCCACAGUGCAUUCUAAUGUUAGCCAAAGCUAAUAAGUUAGCUUGUGAAACCCCUCCCCCGAACAGCAGCUGUCCAAUCAUGGCUUCGCAACCGUAACUAGGCAACGUUGGAUUUCUCAACAUGUUAAAGUGGUGUGUGUAAAUGUUUUCUCUACCUUAGCUCAAUAAAAUGUAUAAGCUAUAGCUAUCAAACAAAUAUUUAAGACCCCAUUAAAGGUUCUCAUUUUGAUAUGAGUCAGUUUGAGUGAGUUCUCUACCAAGUCAUGGAGCUACCAUUAGCUUAAUUAGCUAGCUAGUUACAGCUGAAGAAAUCAAAUUGACAAAGGAGAGUUGUCAUUUCAGCUGGCAAAAUUAACAGUCGUAAACCAGAAAAUAAUAAUCCCCUUUUGUCUACUUCUAUCUGAAAUUACGGACCGAUUGUGUCAAAAAUUGCCAUUCUCUCGUAUUCAGAUGGCCCAAAGAUAGCCUUGUAGUCACACAAUUUAAAUAGGCUAAUUUAGCUACUUGUGCUCUGUUACAUACUUAAAUAGUUUUUUAACAAAUGAAGCAAGAUACAAAAAACUGUUUAGGCCUAUAGCUGCUUUUUAAAUUUGCUAAAAUAUUAGCAUUUCUAUAGUUCUUUUUAGCAACUUGGAGGUAUCGUCACUGGAUACGCUGACUCAAAAUGGCUGACGUGUAAUUGUUUUUUACGACUGUUGCUUGUGAUUACAGUCUGAAUUAUAUGAUGUAAAUGUGGUACAAGCCUUCAUACGACUUCAUACCCAUUUGAUUUGGCUAACUCACAAUGCUAAAUCCUCAUAUUAGCAUCAGCCAAACUUUAGAAUGCUUUUUUGUACUGGGGAUUUUGUCUCAUGGUGGAGUCACAAGGGACCACGUCACAACCACCAGUAUGGAGAGGAUGAAUUAUUACAGUGACCAAUAACUCUUUCAAUGUACAUAUGGGCAUGUGAAUAUUGUAUAAAGGACUUGAAAAAAUUCAAAACCUAUCCUUUAGCUGAGGCGAGAAUUCAAGUCCAUGUAGUUGAAGAUGAUGGAAAAGUGGAAUUAGAAUAAAGAGGCUGGUCAAACAGGACAAGCAAGCUUUUUAGACCCACCAUUAGGCAACCGAAACCCUUCCUAUGUUCCUUUUUGUUUGACGAUAGAUGCAAAAGGACGCAGGGCGACGCCAAAGCCCCAACUAAAGCCUCAGCCGUCUCUGCCUCUCUGAAAAGAGAGAUAGAGGGAGGACAGAGAGACAAACAAAUGAUGUACUUUUCACAAGAGAGAAAAGAAAUAGCAAGAACUCUAGUGUGUCUGUUAUCAUGAAAACACUGCACACAUACUGCCUGGAGGGGGGGAGAGGAAACAUGAAGCCACACAUAAAGAAUGAAAUGUAUCUUGUUUUAUUUUUGACUUUCCACACCUUGUUUUUCUACUCUGCUCCUGUCUUUCUGUGUAUGUGUUUUUUUUUUUAAUGUUUCUGUGUUUGCCACCAGCAAAAUAGAGGGCGGCGCCAACAAUGUGAAUGUCAAAACUCUUUUGAAAUAAUGUUAACAUUUCUUUGUUCUAUAUAUUUAUUGAAAGUGUAUUUAUUCAUCUAUUUAUUUAUUUGCCAUGUAUUUGUUGAAAGUGUGAUUUUUUUUCUUUUUAUGAAUGGAAAAGCGGUUGAGACAGGGAAAUGUCACUUUCGAGAUGCUGCAGAGCAAACCAGCUUUCCCUGAGAAAAAACGACUUUUUCUUUAACAUUAUGAAAAUCGAUGCUGCAAAAAUACCUUCCAUCUUUACAUUUUUACCUGUUGAGUUGUUGUUUUGUUCAUUUUGCACUAUCGUGUUCACAUUUUACGCACACACAGUGAGAGAAAAGCUUCAUGUGGAGGACAAAAUGCUCUUACCACCGGAAAUGUAUUCACUCCUUCAUCUGUUCAGUUCAUUUUGUUCAGUCACUCCUAAGGCGAAAAAGAGCAGGAUGCUAAGCUGCUGAAUAUGUUACAUGAUUAGUGGAUGGAAACAAGCAUUCAUUCGCACUUUCUUUUGCCGAUUUUUGCUUAAUUUGGUUAAAAUUUGCGAUACAUUUGGACCUGGCCAAUGCCGGUGAGUCAUGGGUCCACCACUUUGAUGUAGACUGAGAUAUCUCAAUUCAUGAUCACCAGAGGAUGAACCCUCCUGACUUUGUGGAUCCUCUGACUUGUCAUCUGGCAAAAUCAAAAGUCAAAUAUGUCCAAUAUUUUUGGUUUAUGAUGAAUACCUUCAAAACUGACAUUCCCAUCAGCCUCAGCUGUGCUUUGUGUUCAAAGCUAACUAGCCAGUGUUAAGAUGCUAACAAGUUAAACUAAGAAGGUGAACAUGGCAAACAUGAUACCCACUAAACAUCUGUUAGCAUUUAGCUCAAAGCACCGCUGUGCCUAAGUACAGCCUCACACAGCUAGCAUGGCUGCAGACUGUUAGUAUCUCAGAAUGCGAGGUAAUUCAUUAACAGGGACUGCUAACACAAAUGCAUUUUCUUGUCAUAGUCAUUCCCUGUGAGACACUGUGUUUAUUUGUGCCAACCAACACUCCAUUCCUGAUUGACUUUCAAUAGUCUCUUUACACUCUGCACACUUAACUGAAACUGCUGAACAAGAAUGGAAAAAACUAUCCUUUUAAGUUUGAAAGACCAGUUUCUGUACUUUGAUUGUCUUUCACAAAUCAUUGGAGCGACUGGAAAAUGUGGUUAGCAAUUGUAAUUCGACAUCCAACAAUCUGUUUACACACAUUACCCACACUUUAACAUCCAAAUGCAAACUGACCUUUUUCACAAUUUCUUAUCUCACAAAUGGAUCAUAGUCACAGGGGAGGUUUUGGCAUGUUUUCGGAAUCAUUUUAGAAAGUUUUGGGGAAACUAUUGGCUUGGUGGACAUAAUCAAGCAAGAUUUUCCAUCUGUGCUGGUUUCCCCCCUCUCAUGUAAUCAGAGGCGUUCUCUUCCCUUCCAGGGGCUCAAAGUAGGAUAGAGUCCGGCUGUGAGGCCACACACAUCUGUAAGGUCAGGGAGGUUUAAAGUUACACACAUAUGUGAAAGAGAGUUAUGUCAAAGUCUAUUUCUUUUUUUAAACACAAGGUCAGAGUCAAGUUCACCUUACAUCCACUUUUAGGAAAAACAAAGCUAGCUAGAGGAUAUACCGGUAUAUGGGAAGAGGAAAGAAAAAACAUUUCUCAAGACUUUUUGCUCUACUUUGAGCAAAUUUUGCAUCAAAAUCUAUUCAAAGACACAACGGGACCCAUGGCACAUUGUGGUUGAGAGACUUCCCCGCUCGCAAAACUCUCCUAUUGAAAGAAAUCUCACCCCUCCCUCAUUCCCCCUUUAUCCCCCCUCCCCCCCAUCCACCGAUUCACUUUACAUUUUCUACAUCCCCCCAUACCUCCUCUUUGUAUCUCUUGAAUCCUCCUCCACGCCCAUUCAUGUCCCCACUGCACAUAUCUCACCCGCUUAUAUAAUCAUCCCUUCCCCUUGUAUACGUUUUAUACACUGUAUACUUCAACGCAGACGCUGUAUACAUUUGUAUACACUGUAUUCCUGUCUCUGUCUCCAUUGUAUGCCAUCCAUAUCUAUGUAGCGUUCACUAUCUUUUAUCGACACUGUAGUCACCGUACGACUCUUCCUCUCAUCAUUAUUGCUCAUUCUUCUUCUGCAGUUAGAAUUGUACGACUAUAAUCUCUUGUCUCCCGCCCAUAUUGCCCCUCCACCCCUGCCCCGCCACACCCCACCCAUAUAAACACCCCCCCCCCCAACCCCCAUCUUGUGAACCUCCACUCCACACCGUAGAAGGAGAAACUUGUGACGUCAGAAAAAAAAUUGAGGGAGGUGUGUGGGGGAGGGUGGGUCGAGAAAACAGCUAACACGAUUAAUGAUGACGACAACGACGAAGAGAAAUGUCUGUAGUAUAAUUACAAAAAAGGAAAAGUGCACUAUUAUGACAAUGAUUAUUAUUGCCUGUGAGAAAUACUGACCAAUAAACAACAACAGAAAUAUA
This is a messenger RNA of Cottoperca gobio, 8527 nucleotides long. RefSeq names its product serine/threonine-protein kinase BRSK2-like. Gene Ontology annotation, biological process: protein phosphorylation; intracellular signal transduction. Gene Ontology annotation, molecular function: protein serine/threonine kinase activity; ATP binding. The coding region runs from base 670 to 3261 and encodes 863 amino acids. Gene Ontology annotation, cellular component: cytoplasm. The record is from RefSeq and is a predicted model, not a curated record. The transcript has 20 exons. Lineage: Eukaryota; Metazoa; Chordata; Actinopteri; Perciformes; Bovichtidae.